UUCACAGGCUGAGGAGAGUGUGUGAAAAACAACUGCGUCACUUUUAAACAACAAAAAACACCUCUGUGGUCGCCUGUUCCCGGUCUGUGGGUCCCGUUCGCGCGUGCAGCAUGGCUUGGACAAAAUAUCAGCUGUUCCUCGCGGGACUUAUGCUCACAACUGGCUCCAUCAACACAUUAUCGGCAAAAUGGGCUGACAUGUUCUCAGCGAGGGGUUGCCGGGACGACCCUGAACAUGGGUUCUCUCACCCGUUUGUGCAGGCAGUGGGAAUGUUUUUGGGCGAGUUCAGCUGUCUUGCGGUUUUCUACAUCUUGCUUUGCCACGACAGACGUAGCCCAGAGCCCAAGAUGAAUCCAGGCCAGAGCUUCAACCCUCUCCUCUUCUUCCCUCCGGCCAUGUGUGACAUGACGGCCACCUCCAUCAUGUAUGUUGCACUCAACAUGACGAGCGCCUCCAGCUUCCAGAUGCUGCGUGGAGCCGUCAUCAUCUUCACCGGUCUGCUGUCUGUGGCGUUUCUCGGGCGUCGCCUGUUGGCUAGCCAGUGGAUCGGCAUCCUCAUCACCAUCCUGGGCCUGGUGAUAGUGGGCCUCGCCGACUUCUUCAGCGGCCACAAAGACGAACACAAACUCAGUGACGUCAUCACUGGAGACCUUCUGAUCGUCUUGGCUCAGGUCAUUGUUUCUGUGCAGAUGGUCCUAGAAGAAAAGUUUGUCUACAAACACGAUGUUCAUCCUCUUCGGGCUGUUGGUACUGAAGGCUUCUUUGGUUUCUUUGUUCUGUCGCUGCUGCUCAUCCCCAUGUAUUUCAUCCAUGUGGGCAACUUCAGCGACAACCCUCGGCAGGUGCUGGAAGACGCGCUGGACGCCUUCUGUCAGAUUGGGCACCAGCCUCUCAUCCUGUUGGCUCUGCUGGGCAACACAGUCAGCAUCGCCUUCUUCAACUUCGCUGGGAUCAGCGUCACCAAAGAGAUCAGCGCCACCACCCGCAUGGUGCUGGACAGCCUGCGCACGCUUGUCAUCUGGGUGGUGAGCAUGGCGCUGGGUUGGGAGCAGUUUCACGGCCUGCAGGUGCUGGGCUUCCUGGUCCUGCUGCUCGGCACAGCGCUCUACAAUGGACUGCACCGCCCCCUGCUGGCCAGAAUACCGUGCUGCGCUGGGAUGGUGAACCAAGAGGAGGAGAGCAGCGCGGGAGAAAGGGAGAGACUGCUGGGUGAGGGCAGGGUGCAGGCUGGUGACGAGAGCUAAAAAUGUGUCUGUGACAGUUGACACCUUUAUUGAAUGCUGUCACUAAUAUAGUCUCUUUUUAAAUUGAGGGUUUUUUUUCUCACACCUCAGGUUUUAACUGACCUCACAGAAUAUGUGUGUGUGUACAUUAUUUUAAAGAUGAUAAAGAGGGUGGUGUAAAGGAGCUGUAAUGCUACAAUACAGGGAUUAAUUUGUUGUGUCCUUCUGAACAAAACAUUAAUAAUUUUUAGGCAAUAUCAACCUUUGCUCCCUGACCCUUUUUAUCUGUUUUUUAUUCUGAGAAAAGGCUUGAACUGACUGAUUUUUUAGCAUUGUUCAGUGUUUAACCACUAAAGCACAGGUUUAUGAAAAUUACUGUCACACAAGUUAGAAAUUAGUGUAAAGAUCGUUAAGAUGUCUUAUGCAGAUUCUCCUGUAUGCAAGUUUGCUUUCCUAUGAUCAAUUGUUAGAAUGGGUUUUUAUUUUUUUUAAAUGUUGCUGGCUGUGCAGUAUGAGUGUGCCAAAGUUUUUUCAGCGUGCACUGAAUGUCACUUCACUGCCUCGUGAAGGCAACAUUCAACAUUUUCUUUGUAAUCAGACUGCAGAGGCAUUUUCUUAAUCUCAGUUUGGUUGAAUACAGAAUCUACUGGAGGCAGAAAAGCAGUUUGGACAGAAUAUCUGUAUAUUUGCUCUCUGACCUUUUUACUCUUGUGGGUUUAUUUGUACAUAUCAACAUGUCACCAGAGGACUGAGCUCGCACACCAAGUGAUUUGCACUUGUUAUUGUAAAUCCUUUUUCUCUAUUCAGUCGUUUAAGGCGUUGGCUGUUAUGUACGGCCAAAAAAAGAAAAAAAAGGGAACUGUUAUUAAAUCACACUAGUUGAAUUGUGGAAUGGCCUUUUUACUCAGGCUUGUGUUGUAAUGUUGUCAUGGUGAAGAAAGUGAUUUUUUUACAAAUACAUUUAUGAAACAAGCCAAAAAGA
This is a messenger RNA of Thunnus maccoyii (southern bluefin tuna), 2205 nucleotides long. It is a transcript of the gene slc35f6, whose product is annotated as solute carrier family 35 member F6. Gene Ontology annotation, molecular function: transmembrane transporter activity. Bases 111 to 1244 code for a protein of 377 amino acids. NCBI's taxonomy places the organism in Eukaryota, Metazoa, Chordata, Actinopteri, Scombriformes, Scombridae. The transcript is spliced from 6 exons. Gene Ontology annotation, biological process: transmembrane transport. Gene Ontology annotation, cellular component: intracellular membrane-bounded organelle; membrane. The record is from RefSeq and is a predicted model, not a curated record.